GGAUGGAAGGAUCUUGCACACGUUUACGACGUCCGCACGUGUCCCGCGAAUCUCCUUUAGUACCAAGUACUCAAAUACGCUCCUAUGCGCAUUCCCUUUAACCUUCGCCUCUCUUCUUCUCCAAACCACCAAAACGAUGCCCCUAAAAUGGCUUCUGCACUGGCAGCCGAACGCGGGAACGACAGUCAACAGCCAGAUCCUCACGGAGGUGUCCCAGUGCGCUGAAAGCAUCAACGGGACCAAGGAUGGACGGUGGAGAUCAACCAUCACUUUCUACAAGCCCAUGCUAAGAGAUCCAAAUGCCCCGGCAGAGUACCCCCGUGAUUUUAUUGGGAUUUCACUUCAAGAACAAUCCAACAAGUACUACUUCAUCAUCCGUGGACAGCGCAUCGUGCUCGAGGCAGAUUCUUCCAUUCAGACGAUCAUGGAGAAGUUGCAAUCUUACAAAUCCCGGGUUUCACUCAAUUUUGAGGGAUUUCAAUACCAACUUGGUGACUUUCAGCUGAGGGUGGGAAAGGUCGUUCCAUCUCACUCAGAGAACAUUAGGGGAAUUGUUAUGGAGGUGGAGUACCUUCCAAUUUCUUCCUUAGAGAAAUCAAGGCAAGUCAUGGAAGAUUUUGUUGACAUAUGGCAAGAAACCGUGUCGAAAAAGUCAUUGCCUGGUCAUUUCAUGCACAUCGAGCCCAACUUUGCAGAGUAUGGCCUCCUAGACCAUUAUAGCCCGCAACACACCGCAGUUCAGUAUGCUACCGUCACGGCUCAACUGAUUGCAACCGUUCGAAAUUAGGAUGGUUUACAGCACUGCUACAAAUUACUCAGAUGACCCAAACCAGAUCAAUUACAGAUGAACGGCUAUAACGCACUCCCAUUAUGUUCGCGAGUUUGAAAAGACUCAUCUCAGUGUCCGUUUGGACGAGAUUGAAAAUCCAUUUCAAUUCCAUUUUUCC
Messenger RNA from Magnolia sinica, 947 nucleotides. RefSeq names its product mediator of RNA polymerase II transcription subunit 20a-like. The record is from RefSeq and is a predicted model, not a curated record. NCBI's taxonomy places the organism in Eukaryota, Viridiplantae, Streptophyta, Magnoliopsida, Magnoliales, Magnoliaceae. Gene Ontology annotation, molecular function: transcription coactivator activity. Gene Ontology annotation, biological process: regulation of transcription by RNA polymerase II. Bases 137 to 787 code for a protein of 216 amino acids. The transcript has 6 exons. Gene Ontology annotation, cellular component: mediator complex.